CACGUGGUUCAGUCAGCUGAUGCUAACGUUAGCCAACAUCCGGACGGACGGUUCUUCAGCUGCAGGGACGGAUCUGACGGUCAGACAGGAUGCCUUUCUCCGAGCUGUACUUUAACGUGGAUAAUGGCUACCUGGAGGGGCUGGUGAGGGGAUUCAAAGCCGGAAUCCUGUCCCAGGCGGAUUAUCUGAACCUCGUCCAGUGUGAAACCCUGGAAGAUCUGAAGCUCCACCUGCAGAGCACAGACUACGGCAGCUUCCUGGCCAAUGAAGCGUCUCCUCUCACUGUGUCCGUCAUCGAUGACAAGCUGAAGGAGAAGAUGGUGGUGGAGUUUCGCCACAUGAGGAACCAGUCAUAUGAGCCGCUGGCCAGCUUCAUGGAUUUCAUCACGUACAGCUAUAUGAUCGAUAACGUCAUCCUGCUGAUCACCGGGACUCUGCACCAGCGGGCCAUCUCUGAGCUGGUGCCCAAGUGUCACCCGCUGGGCAGCUUCGAGCAGAUGGAGGCCGUCAACAUCGCUCAGACACCCGCCGAGCUCUACAACGCCAUCCUGGUGGACACUCCUCUCGCUGCUUUCUUCCAGGACUGCAUAUCUGAGCAGGACUUGGACGAGAUGAACAUAGAAAUCAUUCGUAACACACUUUACAAGGCUUAUCUGGAAGCUUUCUAUAAAUUCUGUUCCAACUUGGGGGGAACGACGGCCGACACCAUGUGUCCCAUUCUGGAGUUCGAAGCCGACAGACGAGCCUUCAUCAUCACCAUCAACUCGUUUGGCACCGAGCUGUCCAAAGAGGACAGAGCCAAGCUCUUCCCCCACUGCGGCAAGCUUUACCCAGAAGGCCUUGCACAGCUGGCUCGCGCGGACGACUACGAGCAAGUCAAAGCUGUGGCCGAUUUCUAUCCCGAGUACAAGCUGCUGUUUGAGGGCGCUGGGAGCAACCCAGGGGAUAAAACACUGGAGGACCGUUUCUUCGAACACGAGGUGAAGCUGAACAAACUGGCCUUCCUAAAUCAGUUCCACUUCAGUGUCUUCUACGCUUACGUCAAGCUGAAGGAGCAAGAGUGCAGGAACAUCGUGUGGAUUGCAGAGUGCAUCGCCCAGCGACAUCGCGCCAAGAUCGACAACUACAUUCCCAUCUUUUGAGCCUUCUUUUCCUCUCUUCCCCCUUCUUCCUCCUGCCAUCAUUUCUCUGUCUUUAAUUUGUUUCCAGUCAUGGAUCUGUUAAACAUUCUGAUGGUCUGAUGCAAAAUCUCCCCCAUUCCUCACUCCUAAGUGUAAAUCAGACGUAGUCAAAAGGCUUCAUGCUGUAAACAAAGUCCAAACACUCAAUCAACUCCAGUUCAGAGUUUUUAACUGGACAGAAAUGACAGGAGUCUGGUGCUCGAGAGCAGCUCAUUUGACUUUCAAACAUGUCUGGGGUUGAAUUUAAAAAAAAAUAUAUAUAUAUAUAUUAAUAUCUAUUGAACUAAUCUGUCCCUCUGGUUUGUCCGUCUCAGAGUGGACAAACACGCAAACAUUCCUCAGCAUCGGUCAUCAGGAGACUCCAUAAGCCCAUAUUUAUUUCUGUUGUUGUGCUCGGUUUUGUCAGCAUGUCUGGUAAUUACUGUGGUCGGUCGUCCCCCCCCCCCCCCACCCUCAAACAAAGAAAAUGUAACGAGUGAAAUGUGUGAGCUCCUUCUGAAAUGUUGUUCUACUAGAUUGUUGUUAAAUAUUGAAAAUCCAGCGGCUGAACAGGAGUUUCCAGUCAGUGAUCUCUUCUGUAAAUGGCCGUGGAGCAAAACUUUAUGGGUGUCUGAUGAACGUAACAUUUAAACUAUACAAAGGAUAUAUAGAUAUUUAAAAAUGAUUAUGACUUUGUUUUCUUCUGUAAAAAAAAAUGAUUUAUUACUGUUUUGAUCUGUUAUUUGUGACAUGUGUAUAGUAAAUGUGAUGAAAGUGAACAAGG
This is a messenger RNA of Salarias fasciatus (jewelled blenny), 1944 nucleotides long. Its product is annotated as V-type proton ATPase subunit d 1. The transcript has 8 exons. Lineage: Eukaryota; Metazoa; Chordata; Actinopteri; Blenniiformes; Blenniidae. Gene Ontology annotation, molecular function: proton-transporting ATPase activity, rotational mechanism. Gene Ontology annotation, biological process: proton transmembrane transport. The record is from RefSeq and is a predicted model, not a curated record. Gene Ontology annotation, cellular component: proton-transporting V-type ATPase, V0 domain. The coding region runs from base 90 to 1142 and encodes 350 amino acids.